AGACCAAGAAGCUCAGAAUCUUCAGCUAGCCAGACCAUCACCAACAGAAACUCAUUCAGUAGGUCAGUUCUCUCCAUACCCAAGUCAAGAUUCGGUGAACAACUGCCCAUUAUGCAUGAAGAGACUAGUUCAGUUCAGGCAACUGCUGAAAAUUCCGGCAAUGCUUCAUCCAAUAGGGAGUCCCCGAAUGAAAUCUCAUUGGAGAGGAGUAAAUCCUCCUCUGCAAAGAAGGCACCGCCGUCUCCGGGCAGAGCAGAAGAUGAUGAUGAGGAUGAAGAGGUUUACAAGGUGCCUGAUUUGAGGGUGAGCAAGAAGAUCUUGAUUGAGUGGUUUGUUUUCCUGUGCAUUUUGGGUUGUUUAGUGGCUAGCUUGACUAUGAAGAAACUACAGCAUUGUAUGGUUUGGGGAUUGGAGAUUUGGAAAUGGUGUGUGCUUGUUAUGGUGGUAUUUAGUGGCAUGUUUGUUACCAAUUGGGUUAUGCAUUUGAUGCUUUUUGUGAUUGAGGGAAACUUUUUGCUUAGGAAGAAGGUGUUGUAUUUUGUUCAUGGAUUGAAGAAGAGUAUUCAGGUUCUCAUGUGGGUGAGUCUGGUUCUUCUCACAUGGCUACUCUUGAUCAAACGCGGGUUUCAGCAAUCACAAGGUUCCAGUAAGAUUGUGGCUUACAUCACGCGAAGUAUUGUUGCAGGCGUUAUUGGCGCAUUUUUGUGGUUGUUGAAGACUUUGUUGGUUCUGAUCUUAGCAUCUAAAUUUGAGGCGGUCACCUAUUUUGAUAGAAUUCAAGAAUCGAUACUCUUUCAAUAUAUUCUUCAGGCAAUUUCAGGAACUCCGUUUAUGGAAGAGGAUUAUGAACGAUCACGAGGCAGUAGCAAACUGAGUUACAGAGAGACUAAGAAGGCACAGGCAGAAGGGGUCUCCAGGACAAAGAUCAGGGCAGAAAGGGAGGUCAGUGACAAGUCAAAGAUUCAAGGAUCAAAUGUUUCUUCUUGGACCUUGAAUGGAUUGGUGAAUGUAGUAACCAGUUCAGGGCUGACCAUCUCUCUAAAAGGACAUAGUGGUAAAGAGAUUACCAGUGAGAUGGAAGCAACUGCUGCUGCAGACGACAUUUUCCUUCAUGUCGCUCCUCCUGGUGCUAAGUACAUUGAGGAGUGGGAUCUCAUGAGGUUCAUGACGGAGGAAGAAGUAGACCUUGUAUGGCCGCUGAUUGACGUAGCAAUGACCGGAAAAGUUGACAGAAAAACUCUAACAGACUGGGUGCUGAAGGUCUACACUGAUCGCAAAGCAUUAGCUCAUGCAUUGUCUGAUACCAAAGCAGUUACAGCGCAAGUCGACAAUCUUGUGACUAGCAUUGUGUUCAUUAUCAUCAUCGUCGUGAGCCUUCUAGUUGUGGAAAUUGCAACCACAAGCUUUUUUGUGUUCCUAUCAUCACAGCUGGUAUUAGCAGCUUUUGCUUUCGGAAACACUUGCAAGAAUGUAUUUGAAUCUAUCAUGUUUCUAUUUGUGGCACAUCCUUAUGAUGUUGGAGACUGCAUUGUUUUUGAUGGCGUUCCGAUGAUAGUUGAAGAGAUGAGCAUCUUUACUACGGUUUGCUUGAAACUCAGUAGUAACGAGAAGGUGUACUAUCCAAAUUCCGUGUUAUCUGCAACAUCAAUAAGCAAUUACACCAGAAGUCCAGAUAUGAGAGAAGCUGUGGAGUUCUCAAUUGCUUUAACACCAGUGGAGAAUAUAGUCAAGUUGAAAGAGAAAAUAAAGGAAUACAUCGAGGGGAAGCCUCAAUAUUGGCAUCGAAAACACAAUGUGGCGGUGAUUAACAUUGAAGAUGUUAACAAGUUAAAGAUGGCCGUAUAUUGUCAUCACAAAUUGAACUUUAGAGAUUUCGAGGAAAAUAAUUUGCGUAGAGCUGAGCUAAACUUCGAAUUGCUGAAGAUUCUUGAAGAGCUAAACAUCACAGUGAUGUCAGAUGUAUCCUCCCCAAAACUGAAUCACACUCCAACAGAUAAGAUAUGCAUUUAACACUUUGCUUCCUAAAGGAGGUCCAAGUACUCAACCUGAUAUCGGGUUA
Molecule: messenger RNA, 2059 nt
Organism: Fragaria vesca subsp. vesca
Lineage: Eukaryota; Viridiplantae; Streptophyta; Magnoliopsida; Rosales; Rosaceae
Product: mechanosensitive ion channel protein 10-like
Exons: 5
Coding region: 112-2010 (632 amino acids)
Biological process (GO): transmembrane transport; detection of mechanical stimulus; monoatomic anion transport
Cellular component (GO): plasma membrane
Molecular function (GO): mechanosensitive monoatomic ion channel activity
Source: RefSeq, a predicted model, not a curated record